UGGAGGAACUUCAUUUGGUUUUUGUGUUUGCAAUUUACUCCCUUCGUCGGAGAAAUGAACGAUACUUUGGGGAAUACGUCGUCCAGUCUAGCCAUUGCAGAGAAGCGGCCUCAGAGGCCCGGUGGUUGUGUUGGCAUCUUCUUUCAGCUCUUCGAUUGGAACCGUAGGCUUGCAAAGAAGAAGUUAUUCUCCAAGAAACUGCUUCCACCAGAUCGUGCAAAGCGAGUUUCUAAGAAGUUUAGUGGAGAUGAGAAGCGGCCAAUGGCUAAGCUUUUACUGAUUGCCGAUGAAAAUCGUGGGGGUUUCCCUAAUGCGAAGAAAUGUGAGAUUGAUGGCAUUGACGCUGAGCGGAACAGUGAAAUGCGAUCACCGGGUUUGAUCGCCAGGCUAAUGGGGCUGGAAUCCAUGCCAACAGUGCGUAAAGAAAAGCCAAAGAAACCUUCUUUUUCUGAUAAUUUUCUUUGCGACUCAGAAGACAAGUCAGUUAAUGGGUUUCAAAGAACUUCCCAACACUUGGGUUUCGAUCAAGAAGAUAUAAAUGCGGACAAGGGUCGCUCGAAGCUGGAAUCAAGGCCUCAGAAGCUUCAGAAGACAGGAAUGUUCGAUAGACGGCCUAUCACCAGGUUUGGGGCCGAAGCACUGCAAUUCAAGAGUGUUUUAUCCCGUUCGAAGAAGCAUCAUCAGAAGCUUGCAUCGCCAGUUAAGAGCCCAAGGAGACUCUCUGCGAGAAAUGCAGCCCGGCUGAUGGAAGCCGCUACAAAAAUUUUAGAACCUGGGUUGCAAGCUACCAAUAGAGCAAAAUGUGCUCUCACUUAUUCUUCUUCUCUGCUUGUUAAUCCAGAGGAUCACAUUACUGUAGAAGGAACUACGGCCUUGUCACUGCACCAUUCUAAGCAUUAUCCCUGUGGUGCCAAGUCUUUGAAGGAGCAGUUUCCGCAUAAUAGCUGUGGUAAUCUGCUAGAUGUAAACGAAUUGAAGUCAAAUGUUGAGGAACAAAGACCUGGGUUUCUGCCUCUUAAUUCAGAGUUCAGUAAUGCUUGUCAAGGGUCAGCAAUCACCAAAAGAAAAGGGAACCCUCAAUCUCCUGAGCAGGAGAGAGAUGUUCUGCGUAAUCAGAACCAGUUUAUGCCAACUUCCCCAGCCAAAGCCAAUAUGUAUAUCCGAAGGGUAAAUGUAACAGAGAGAAAACCUCCUUUCCAAGAAGAUCAGGUUCAGCGUCGUGUUUCAAAUCAGCAAUGCAGGUCUCAAAAAGAUUUACCUUCUUCCACCCUUCUUAAGCAGGGCUCUCAAGGACAAAAUCAGAUCCUGGUGCCUAAGGAUAGGAUACCUCGGAGGUCCAAAUACACUAAUGUUCAAAGCCGAAAACAUAUGUCUGCUGGUGAUUGUGCUAAUGGGACCAAAAAUUUUGUUGCUUUAAAUCGAAAUUUAAGCAGUCCUGUGCAGCCAAGAAUGCACCCUAAAGUACUAGAUAAUCUUAAAAAUAACUCAACGAGAUAUGCUUAUGACAAGCAAGAUGAUUCCUCAUUGCAGCUAAAGACCCCACAUCGAAAGAGGAGGCCGGCGAAUUUUAGGGGGCAGGUUGAAAGUACAGGUAUCCACAAUUCAUCAUAUGGAAAACAAAGAACCAUUAGUGGCAAUGUAAACGAGAGGAAAAGAAUGGAUCUGAAUGCAUGCUUUGUGAACCAGAACCAUAUCAAGAGUGAGCAUCCCAUUCUUGAUGAAGGUAAUAAGAAUGUUGGUGAUAAGGGCACCAAUAUAGUUUCUUUCAUGUUUAGUUCCCCAGUGAGGCACAGGACUGCCUCUUCCUCCCCUCCAGAUGUGAAGGAAAAUUACAGGGGUCAAAAUGAGUUCAUGGGCAAAGGUACUUCCCAGAAAAAGCAAUUAUUUGGUGCAAACGAUGAAAAUACUUCUCAUAAGGCAGUACGAUUAAGUGGAGAUGCUCUGGGUGCAUUGCUGGAACAAAAGCUGAGGGAACUGACAUUUCAAGAGGGGGAUGGGCUGUCUAUUUCAGAAAAAUCUACUGCUUCAAUCCUUGAAGAGCUGAUAUCUGCCUUAACUGCAGAAAGGACAGUUUCUCAUGAUGAAGAAAACUCUGUGGGUGGGUUUCACCAGAACAGUUUGUGCAACAUAAAUUCUGAUCUCUCUGAUCAUGUAUCUUCACAUGGUGAGAUGCUCAAUUCAAAAAGAAAUUUCCAGACAGAAGCAAAGGCAGUUACAGUUUCAGUUGGCUUGCCUCUUUCUGGGGAUGGGGAACAUCCCAGCCCUUUGUCAGUUCUUGAAGCUUCUUUCUCUACUGAUACUUGUCUCUCUGACAGUCUUGAUGGUGGCUCAGGAUGCAAGAUGCAGCCAGAGCCCAUGGAUUGCUUCUAUGACCUACAUCAGACAUCAGGUGCUGAUGCUGAUCUUUUGGAUUCUGCAACCUCUUUCAGCCAAGGGAGUGUUGGAAGGGAGGUGGUGACAAAUUCCUUCUGCUCCAUUUCCAAGUUAUUAGACAGUAUAGGCCUUGCUGAAAUUGGACUAGAUGGAGACAAACUCAACCAUGCCAGGGAGGUUUUACUGAAUGCUGAAUUGUUGUUUGGAAAUGCUUCUCCAAGUGUUGGUAAGGAAGACUUCGUUCUAGGCCCAAUUUUCCUUUCGGAGUUGGAGAUUCUUUUUGAUGCACUGUCUAGAAGUUCCGACUGCAGACUGGGUUUCAUGCAAGCCAAAGAGGGUAACCAACUGAGGAAGUUCCUUUUCGACUGUAUGAUAGAGUGUCUGGACUUGAAAUAUGGCCAUUGCUGUAAAAUGGGGUUCAAAAGUUGGAAAAAUUUGCGAUCAGGGAUGAGGAGAGAGAGUUUAGGGAGGAAGGUUAACGAGGAGAUUAGAAUAUGGACAGAUUUAGCUGGAAGGAACACGGAUGAGAUAAUAGAUAGGGAAAUGAGUGAUUCCUCGGGGAAAUGGAUGCAUUUUGAGGUUGAAGCAUUUGAGACUGGGGCUGAAAUAGAGCAAUACAUACUUAAACUCCUAAUCAAUGAAAUGGUUAUUGACCUCUUGCCACACAGAGGGAGUUCCAUUUGAAUCUCAUCUAUGGAGACAAUCAUAUUGACUAUGUAUGAGUUACAGGGCAGAUGACUGACCUUUGCAAUACGGGAGUGGGGGGUGGGGAAUUUCUUCUGAUUCUCAGCGACAGGGACAGCUAUUUUGACUUGUAGAAGCUACA
Molecule: messenger RNA, 3199 nt
Organism: Telopea speciosissima
Lineage: Eukaryota; Viridiplantae; Streptophyta; Magnoliopsida; Proteales; Proteaceae
Exons: 5
Coding region: 55-3057 (1000 amino acids)
Source: RefSeq, a predicted model, not a curated record